Molecule: messenger RNA, 540 nt
Organism: Lathyrus oleraceus (garden pea)
Lineage: Eukaryota; Viridiplantae; Streptophyta; Magnoliopsida; Fabales; Fabaceae
Exons: 1
Coding region: 1-540 (179 amino acids)
Biological process (GO): DNA integration
Molecular function (GO): nucleic acid binding
Source: RefSeq, a predicted model, not a curated record
AUGGAUCAAGGAUCAAUUUUCACUGGUCGAAAAGCCCAGAAGUUUGAUAAGGAAAUGGGGUUCAAAUUAUUAAUGUCUACACCCUAUUACGCUCAGGCUAAUGGUCAGGUCGAAGAAGUGAAUAAGGUAGUAAUUGGGUUAAUUAAAAAGCAUGUGCAAAAAAAGCCAAGAAAUUUGCAUAAGACAUUAGACCAGAUUUUAUGGGCAUGUCGAACCUCGCCUAAAGAGGCUACAAAUGUUACGCCUUUCCGAUUAACAUAUGGUCAUGAUGUUGUUUUUCCAGUCGAAAUCUACUUACAGUCAACAAGAAUUCAGAGGCACCAUGAGAUUCCAUCUGAGUCUUAUUGGAACAUGAUGUUGGAUGAAUUAGUUGAUUUAGAUGAAGAAAGAUUUAAUGCCUUAGAACUAUUAAAAAGGCAGAAAAAUAGAGUAGAAAAGUCGUAUAAUAAAAGGGUCAAAGUUAACUUAUUCUUCACUAGAGAUUUAGUGUGGAAAGUGAUUUUACCCAUGGAUCGAAAAGAUAGAACAUUUGGAAAAUGA